CCUUUUUUGCGAAUAAUGGAUUCGCUAAUUUUCGAUUUAUUGGUCCAAUCUGUUACAGAUCAGGAUGGCGCGGAGCCCUGCGGAAAUUCGGUGUCUGUGCACAAUCUUCUAAGGUUGGCGGUGUAUCUUCAGCGGUCUGAUCUUCGAAGCAAAGCAGGUCGCACGCUGGCGGCGUUUUCCGAAAAGUUAAUGGCGAUCCCCAUGGCGCUUCCGGAGAUGGUGUCCGCUCUGCUCCUGUAUCACGAGGCGCCGACACAGGUGUUUAUCGCCGGAGAACGAGAGGAUAAUAAUACUCAAGCUCUCUUGGACGUCGUUCGCAACAGUCUGCUGCCAGGCAGGAUCUUGGCGUUAGCAGAUGGUCCAACUGGGCGCGCCGGUUUGUUGUACAGCAGACACGAGACCUUGGCUAGGUUGCAUCCUGUUCACGGUAAAUCGGCCGCGUAUGUUUGCCGUAACUUCGCCUGUUCGCUUCCGGUAACCGAACCGGAGGAGCUCGCCACGUCCUUAGAGGCUGAGUUUCAGGCCAUAGAGAAAAGUGCAGUCAGUCUAGGGCAACAGUAGAUUUUAGUCAUUUGUUAAAUUUUUUCUUAUUUCAAUGGGUUUCAAACCAAGAGUUUAUCGAUUCGUGCGAUGUUGCGCACGAAUUUUUGCGUAUCCGUCUCUUGGCAGAAUUUAAGUCAUUAGUUAUAAUACAGAUAUGCUUUCCAUUGGCUUUUGAAUAGACAUAAGUGUCACUAUCAUGCAAAGUUUGGAAGAAUGUCGAAUGUGCGGUAAGUUGUGAUAAUUAUCCUGUAGGAUUAACUCUUUUGUGUUACCUAAUUGGUCAAUUCUUUGACGUAAAUUUAUCUAGUUUGCGCAAAGCUAAAAGACAAGUUUGUGAUAUUUACGGAGAGGGUCUUAUUUUUUACAAUGUUUGUUGAAAGUUGGAGUAAUUGUUAAGACAGUCUGAAAGCCUGUCAUUAAGCAUAGUUGACACGCUUGUAUCGUUAAACGCAUAUAAAAAUGUAUAUAAUAUAUAAUGUAUAAGUAUGUGUUUGAAUAAGAUUAAUAAAACUCAUCAUCUGUUCA
Messenger RNA from Photinus pyralis (common eastern firefly), 1068 nucleotides. RefSeq names its product spermatogenesis-associated protein 20-like. Bases 16 to 561 code for a protein of 181 amino acids. The transcript is spliced from 2 exons. The record is from RefSeq and is a predicted model, not a curated record. NCBI's taxonomy places the organism in Eukaryota, Metazoa, Arthropoda, Insecta, Coleoptera, Lampyridae.